Molecule: messenger RNA, 1380 nt
Organism: Eremothecium sinecaudum
Lineage: Eukaryota; Fungi; Ascomycota; Saccharomycetes; Saccharomycetales; Saccharomycetaceae
Gene: STN1
Product: Stn1p
Exons: 1
Coding region: 1-1380 (459 amino acids)
Biological process (GO): telomere capping
Cellular component (GO): CST complex
Source: RefSeq, a predicted model, not a curated record
AUGGACGAUCAUACCGAUCAUAUUAUCCACUAUGAGAGGCUAAGGAACAUUGCUGGAGUUAAGUUCCCGGUUGAGCGAGAUCUCGUUGUGCCCUAUUUUCAUCCUAGACUGCUUCCAUUGUCCCAAUAUUACAAUAAGACUAUCAAUGUUUUCAUCAAAGACAUAGAGUCUUGCUUGGCGAUAUCGAUUAAGCUAUAUAAGUACUAUAAUCAUCAAUCAAACUGUGGUCCCUAUCUAACAUUAUGGUUUCUAAACAAUCCUGUUAAUAAGGUGAAGAUAGUAGGCUGCGUAAUAGGAAGUAGUUCGCGCAGGAAAGAUGGGGAGGAGAUUCUGUUGCUGAGGAUAGAUGAUUGUACAGGGACAAUAUGGUGCCAAAUGGUGAAUGAUGGCUCCAUAUGUGCAUUACGUGAAGGAUUAUAUGGAUUUACUGUGGCGGUUACCGGUUAUUUGGAAUUGGCAAAUACGAUAACGGUUACUGGAGCCUCAUACACAAUUAUGGCUGAUAAAAUCACUGUCGUUCCAAGUCUUCGAGAUGAGGUUCAAUUCUGGGAAAUAACUACUUUGUGUAGGGAAGAACUGCAUCGCCUAUGGGAGCUGGAUAUAAUAGUUGUGAACAGGUUUUAUACAUCAACAAAUCAAUAUGAAAGCAGUUCUCUUUCAGAAUGCUCAGAAGUGGACUUAAUUAGUGAUGCUGUGAGUGAAUGGCAAAUUUCAAGUCCAUAUCGGUGCGAUAGCGGUUAUAGUGAGCGUAUAAGUAGUGCAGAUUCUAGAGCUGAGACGGAAAACGAUCCUGGUUUCAAGUAUCAACAACUAAAGACCUAUUCACAGCCCAAUAUCCAGGUAAGAUAUACAUUAAACCAGUACAAAAUAUAUUUGAUCGAGUGGUUUUUGGAAAAUAUCGAUGUGCCCCAGAUACCAUACUAUGAACCUUACGAGAAUGCGAUGGUCUUAUCUCAAAUUCUGGAGGCAAUAGCCACUGUGCGUUUCUACAACAGUUCAGGAAAGACUAAGACGAUCAAGGAAAUUAAAAUGGAACUAUAUGAUACCUCUAUAGUGUAUUUUGAAUCGAUGGGAAUUAUCGGUAUUGCUGGUGAGCAGAAACACCUUAUAGUGAAACUUAAGAAAUUAAAGGAAUUCAUCACAAGUAGGAUUGGAACGUGGACCAAGCUGCAAUUGGCAUCAGGAAAGGUUUUUUACAAGCAUGUAAGAGAUAGGUCAGGUCUUGGAAACCUUACAAAGAAGUUCAUCUUAAUGCUAGUAAAAGCGAUACUUCGACAUUAUUUAUCAAAAUCGAAUGUAAAAAUAAGCGACUGGUUUAUGGAGACACCAGCGCCGGAAUAUAUACUACUAAGGCUAAAUUACAAUAGCACCGAGAUCUGA